AUGGGGACAAAGGGUGUAGGACAGGUAAAUCUUCAUGGGUGGUUAGGCAGGCUUACGUGAGGGUAGGUGGGUAGGAGGGUAAGCAGGCCUAGGUGAGGGUAGGUGGGUAGGAGGGUAAGCAGGCCUAGGUGAGGGUAGGUGGGUAGGAGGGUAAGCUGGCCUACAGGAAGUGAAAGCUAGUGUGGCUUUAUUCGGUAGACGUUUUUUAAUUUCUUCUUCUUAUGUUCUGUUCUCAUGGGGGAAUUUAUCAGGUUAGGGUUUCACUUCACUUUUUGAUCAUGCAGAUUAUUUCUGAUUUUAAGUCUACACCGUCAGCAAUAGAUGUUCGCCUAAACAUGUAUAAUGUUGCUGUUCCAUUGUCUAUUCCAAGAGGAUUGCGAUGAUUCAGAUCCAGAGUCUUUUAGCUGGCGAAUACCCAACACGUUCCCUAAAUCAAUGCAGUCAGUGUGUCACAUCCCGUAUAGGUCCCCCUGUACAUGCUCUGUGCUUAACAAGCAGAACUCACUUCCCCAUAGGCCUAAUUGGCUAGUAUCAUUACAAUAACUUGGUUGUAGUAAACAUGCACAAGCUUGUUACCUUUUUGCUUUAGUGUCCUAGUUUGGUGUGGAGAUUGAAGGGUUGCUUGUUGCUGCUCUGUUGUGACAGACAAUAGCUAGGCCUAUUUAUAACUAGCUUGUUCCUUGUUGACUUGGUUUUGGAAUGCCCUGUGUGAUAUGAAAUUGUAUGAUUACUCAUAGCGAGUGUCAGUCGUAUGAUUUCUCAUAGUUUGCAGAACUACAGGCUAGGUAUCAGUUCCUGCAAUACAUUUGCUCUUGUGUUCCUCUUUUUUAGUUUUGGGGUCAUUUGUAGAGCGUUUAGUUUGCAAUGCUGACAGCACAAAAUCGACAAUCAGUAUUAGACUAGUUCUUUGACACACCUUACUUCAAUUGGAGUGCUGCUUAAGCAUUUGGCUGCACCCGCUUUAACAUCCUGCUAAACUGUGUAUGCGACUAAUAAACUUUGAUUUGCCCCCUCUCGUCAUCAACGGCUAUCAAAUGGGCUAACUGUCUCAGUCAGGGGUUUUCUGAGUCAGUAGUCUUUUGUGCUGCUUUGUGCCGUAAUGUGAUGUUUGAUUCACUCCCCGUCUCCCACAGCUGUUAGUGGCGUAGGCUACAUGCAGCUCUUAGUGGCGUAGGCUACAAGCAGCUCUUAGUGGCAUAGGCUACAAGCAGCUGUUAGUGGCGUAGGCUACAAGCAGCUCUUAGUGGCGUAGGCUACAAGCAGCUCUUAGUGGCGUAGGCUACAAGCAGCUCUUAGUGGCGUAGGCUACAAGCAGCUCUUAGUGGCGUAUGCUACAAGCAGCUCUUAGUGGCGUAGGCUACAAGCAGCUGUUAGUGGCGUAGGCUACAAGCAGCUCUUAGUGGCGUAGGCUACAAGCAGCUCUUAGUGGCGUAGGCUACAAGCAGCUCUUAGUGGCGUAGGCUACAAGCAGCUCUUAGUGGCGUAGGCUACAAGCAGCUCUUAGUGGCGUAGGCUACAAGCAGCUGUUAGUGGCGUAGGCUACAAGCAGCUCUUAGUGGCGUAGGCUACAAGCAGCUCUUAGUGGCGUAGGCUACAAGCAGCUCUUAGUGGCGUAGGCUACAAGCAGCUCUUAGUGGCGUAGGCUACAAGCAGCUCUUAGUGGCGUAGGCUACAAGCAGCUCUUAGUGGCGUAGGCUACAAGCAGCUCUUAGUGGCGUAGGCUACAAGCAGCUCUUAGUGGCGUAGGCUACAAGCAGCUCUUAGUGGCGUAGGCUUCAAGCAGCUCUUAGUGGCGUAGGCUUCAAGCAGCUCUUAGUGGCGUAGGCUACAAGCAGCUCUUAGUGGCGUAGGCUACAAGCAGCUCUUAGUGGCGUAGGCUACAAGCAGCUCUUAGUGGCGUAGGCUACAAGCAGCUGUUAGUGGCGUAGGCUACAAGCAGCUCUUAGUGGCGUAGGCUUCAAGCAGCCCUUAGUGGCGUAGGCUACAAGCAGCUCUUAGUGGCGUAGGCUACAAGCAGCUCUUAGUGGCGUAGGCUACAAGCAGCUCUUAGUGGCGUAGGCUACAAGCAGCUGUUAGUGGCGUAGGCUACAAGCAGCUCUUAGUGGCGUAGGCUACAAGCAGCUCUUAGUGGCGUAGGCUACAAGCAGCUCUGGCAUUCUAUUACUCUUCAUCAUCAAACCCAAACGUAAGAUUGAUCACUCGUCACUCGUGUGAGUCGUGAAUGGUCCUUAACUUGGCCGGCUGUUUUCACCGGCCCAUUCAAAGCCAAGCUGGCCAAUAAUUCCAAUCCUUAUGACACUGUUUACUGUAGGCUAAAGUAGCAGCACAGACUCCCGAAAAUGUAGCCUGUUUUUGUAAUGUUUAUCCCCCCCUUGUGAUGUUUUCAAAGUAGGUGGUAAAAACGUGAAUAGCUAUCUAUGCUGACUCACUGGCACUGUAACAUGUAGCAGAAAGGCUUUGCUCGCUGGAGUCAGUUAGACAAUGCUGAAAUGUCCUUGUGAUGGCUAGGUCCAGCACCUCAUUUUGGGCAACAACUAGUUUUUUUUUGUCUGCCUAGUCAUGUGACCUGACCACUGAGGAGAAAAUUAGGAGGGGGGGGCUCUACCUCUACUGUAGGAAGAUGGGAGUGAAUGAUUGACUCACUGCAGUGUGAAGGUAUUAUCGAUUUAAUACGAACAUGAGCGAUUGUUUCACAUUGGGCUGCCUACCACGGCCACAGAGUUCUGGGUUGGGCAGAACCACAGAAGGUUUUGGGGCAGAACCACAGAAGGUUUUGGGGCAGAACCACAGAGGCUUUGGGGCAGAACCACUGAAGGUUUUGGGGCAGAACCACAGAAGGUUUUGGGGCAGAACCACAGAAGGUUUUGGGGCAGAACCACAGAAGGUUUUGGGGCAGAACCACAGAAGGCUUUGGGGCAGAACCACAGAAGGUUUUGACAGCUACUACCUCUCCCCUUCUCGGGAACGUUUCGUGGUUACAAAAACACAGGCCCCGCUCUGUCUGUCAUCUCUCUUCAGGCUGUUAAUUACAAUGACCCACUCCUACGGGUCCAGGCUAACUGGGCGACGUCACCGGGGUUUCUGCUCCGUAAUUGUUUUCUUUUGUCACAUGAGUAGCUAUCUAAUCACACUGGUGGUUUAUUUGGCAACGGCUGUGCAUCCAUCAGCUUCUUCGGCACUCCUUCCCUCAGUCAAUGCAACAUUUGUGCUUACAUCCAUGAAUCUGAACCGUUAUAUUUUUGUGUCUUCCCUAGGUUUUCUUUUCAAGGCCAACUGUGUGUACACACAUACAUGUAUAUGUGUAUAUAUAUAUAUAUAUAUAUAAUAUACUUUUUGUAUGUAUGUGGACACCCAUUCAAAUUAGUGGAUUCCGCUAUUUCAGCCACACCCGUUGCUGACAGGUGUAUAAAAUCGAGCACACUGCCAUGCAAUCUCCAUAGACAAACAUUGGCAGUAGAAUGGCCUUACUGAAGAGCUCAGUAACUUUCAACGUGGCACCGUCAUAGUCGGCUCGUCAAAUUUCUGCCCUGCUAGAGCUGCCCCAGUCAACUGUAAGUGCUGUUAUUGGGAAGUGGAAAUGUCUAGGAGCAACAACGGCUCAGCCGCGAAGUGGUAGGCCACACAAGCUCACAGAACAGGACCGCCGAGUGCUGAAGCGUGUAGUGCAUAAAAAUCGUCUGUCCUCAGUUGCAACACUCACUACCGAGUUCCAAACUGCCUCUGGAAGCAACGUCAGCACAAUAACUGUUUGUCGGGAGCUUCAUGAAAUGGGUUUCCAUGGCUGAGCAGCCGCACACAAGCCUAAGAUCACCAUGCGCAAUGCUAAGCAUUUGCUGGAGUUGUGUAAAGCUCGCCGCCAUUGGACUCUGGAAUAGUGGAAACGGGGACGAAUCUGGGUUUUGCGGAUGCCAGGAGAACGCUACCUGCCCCAAUAGUGCCAACUGUAAAGUUUGGUGGAGGAGGAAUAAUGGUCUGGGGUGGUUUUUCAUGGUUCAGGGUGUGUGUGUGUGAGAGCAAUCCAUCCAUGACAGACUAUGAUCCCUUAUUGAUGUCACUUGUUAAAUCCACUUCAAUCAGGGUAGAUGAAGGGGAGGAGACCGGUUAAAUAAGGACUUUUAAGCCUUGAGACAUGGAUUGUGUAUGUGUGCCAUUCAGAGGGUGAAUGGGAAAGACAAAUGAUUUAAGUGCCUUUGAACGGGGUAUGGUAGUAGGUGCCAGGCGCACCGGUUUGAGUUUGUCAAGAACUCCAAAGCUGCUGGCUUUUUCACGUGCAACAGUUUCCAGUGUGUAUCAAGAAUGGUCCACCACCCAAAGGACAUCCAGCCAACUUGACACAACUGUGGAAAGCAUUGGAGUCAACAUGGGGCCAGCAUCCCUGUGGAGCGCUUUUGACACCUUGUAGAGUCCAUGCCCCGACGAAUUGAGGCUGUCCUGAAGAUAGUUGGUGUUGGGUGCUUUCCACUGUGGUUUCUUGGUAGGAUCUGUUUCCAUAAAACACAAAGUUCACUAUGUUUCGGUUAGAUCAGAUGAGGAAGCAGGUCUAGUUGGUCUUGGUAUUCCCCUUACGAGUCACAUGACCCUUCUUUCAUUUCCUGUUCUCUGGUUUAUUUUUAAGAGAAUUGUAUUACGUCUGUACUUUCGCCUGCUUGAAAAGGAACUGGUGCUAGGUUACAUACCGUGGGCCAAUGUCUUCACUCCAACGGCUAGGCCUGAAUAGAUCCUUCAAACAAAUAGGUUGACUUAUAAACCAAUGACUGUUUUAACAUGCACUAUGUUUAUCCAAGAAUGUGUGGGGGCAGUGUCACUUCUGUAACACUUUUUCUGCUACACCAACCAACCGUUUGGGAUAGUUGGGUAGGCAGGGAAAUCAUAGCCGUCGCUACCCCUCUGUUGGGUACUGAACAGUGUGGCUAACGAUAGUUUCUAAUGGUAGUGUCUCCUCUCUCCUAGCCGUCGCUACCCCUCUGUUGGGUACUGAACAGUGUGGCUAACGAUAGUUUCUAAUGGUAGUGUCUCCUCUCUCUCCUAGCCGUCGCUACCCCUCUGUUGGGUACUGAACAGUGUGGCUAACGAUAGUUUCUAAUGGUAGUGUCUCCUCUCUCCUAGCCGUCGCUACCCCUCUGUUGGGUACUGAACAGUGUGGCUAACGAUAGUUUCUAAUGGUAGUGUCUCCUCUCUCCUAGCCGUCGCUACCCCGCUGUUGGGUACUGAACAGUGUGGCUAACGAUAGUUUCUAAUGGUAGUGUCUCCUCUCUCCUAGCCGUCGCUACCCCUCUGUUGGGUACUGAACAGUGUGGCUAACGAUAGUUUCUAAUGGUAGUGUCUCCUCUCUCCUAGCCGUCGCUACCCCGCUGUUGGGUACAGAACAGUGUGGCUAACGAUAGUUUCUAAUGGUAGUGUCUCCUCUCUCCUAGCCGUCGCCACCCCGCUGUUGGGUACUGAACAGUGUGGCUAACGAUAGUUUCUAAUGGUAGUGUCUCCUCUCUCCUAGCCGUCGCUACCCCUCUGUUGGUUACUGAACAGUGUGGCUAACGAUAGUUUCUAAUGGUAGUGUCUCCUCUCUCCUAGCCGUCGCUACCCCCGCUGUUGGGUACUGAACAGUGUGGCUAACGAUAGUUUCUAAUGGUAGUGUCUCCUCUCUCCUAGCCGUCGCUACCCCGCUGUUGGGUACAGAACAGUGUGGCUAACGAUAGUUUCUAAUGGUAGUGUCUCCUCUCUCCUAGCCGUCGCUACCCCUCUGUUGGGUACAGAACAGUGUGGCUAACGAUAGUUUCUAAUGGUAGUGUCUCCUCUCUCCUAGCCGUCGCUACCCCGCUGUUGGGUACUGAAACAGUGUGGCUAACGAUAGUUUCUAAUGGUAGUGUCUCCUCUCUCCUAGCCGUCGCUACCCCGCUGUUGGGUACUGAACAGUGUGGCUAACGAUAGUUUCUAAUGGUAGUGUCUCCUCUCUCCUAGCCGUCGCUACCCCUCUGUUGGGGACUGAACAGUGUGGCUAACGAUAGUUUCUAAUGGUAGUGUCUCCUCUCUCCUAGCCGUCGCUACCCCUCUGUUGGGUACUGAACAGUGUGGCUAACGAUAGUUUCUAAUGGUAGUGUCUCCUCUCUCCUAGCCGUCGCUACCCCGCUGUUGGGUACAGAACAGUGUGGCUAACGAUAGUUUCUAAUGGUAGUGUCUCCUCUCUCCUAGCCGUCGCUACCCCUCUGUUGGGUACAGAACAGUGUGGCUAACGAUAGUUUCUAAUGGUAGUGUCUCCUCUCUCCUAGCCGUCGCUACCCCGCUGUUGGGUACAGAACAGUGUGGCUAACGAUAGUUUCUAAUGGUAGUGUCUCCUCUCUCCUAGCCGUCGCUACCCCUCUGUUGGGUACUGAACAGUGUGGCUAACGAUAGUUUCUAAUGGUAGUGUCUCCUCUCUCCUAGCCGUCGCUACCCCCUCUGUUGGGUACUGAACAGUGUGGCUAACGAUAGUUUCUAAUGGUAGUGUCUCCUCUCUCCUAGCCGUCGCUACCCCUCUGUUGGGUACUGAACAGUGUGGCUAACGAUAGUUUCUAAUGGUAGUGUCUCCUCUCUCCUAGCCGUCGCUACCCCUCUGUUGGGUACUGAACAGUGUGGCUAACGAUAGUUUCUAAUGGUAGUGUCUCCUCUCUCCUAGCCGUCGCUACCCCUCUGUUGGGUACUGAACAGUGUGGCUAACGAUAGUUUCUAAUGGUAGUGUCUCCUCUCUCCUAGCCGUCGCUACCCCUCUGUUGGGGACUGAACAGUGUGGCUAACGAUAGUUUCUAAUGGUAGUGUCUCCUCUCUCCUAGCCGUCGCUACCCCGCUGUUGGGUACUGAACAGUGUGGCUAACGAUAGUUUCUAAUGGUAGUGUCUCCUCUCUCCUAGCCGUCGCUACCCCGCUGUUGGGUACAGAACAGUGUGGCUAACGAUAGUUUCUAAUGGUAGUGUCUCCUCUCUCCUAGCCGUCGCUACCCCUCUGUUGGGUACAGAACAGUGUGGCUAACGAUAGUUUCUAAUGGUAGUGUCUCCUCUCUCCUAGCCGUCGCUACCCCGCUGUUGGGUACUGAACAGUGUGGCUAACGAUAGUUUCUAAUGGUAGUGUCUCCUCUCUCCUAGCCGUCGCUACCCCGCUGUUGGGGACUGAACAGUGUGGCUAACGAUAGUUUCUAAUGGUAGUGCCUCCUCUCUCCUAGCCGUCGCUACCCCGCUGUUGGGGACUGAACAGUGUGGCUAACGAUAGUUUCUAAUGGUAGUGCCUCCUCUCUCCUAGCCGUCGCUACCCCGCUGUUGGGGACUGAACAGUGUGGCUAACGAUAGUUUCUAAUGGUAGUGUCUCCUCUCUCCUAGCCGUCGCUACCCCGCUGUUGGGUACUGAACAGUGUGGCUAACGAUAGUUUCUAAUGGUAGUGUCUCCUCUCUCCUAGCCGUCGCUACCCCGCUGUUGGGUACUGAACAGUGUGGCUAACGAUAGUUUCUAAUGGUAGUGUCUCCUCUCUCCUAGCCGUCGCUACCCCCGCUGUUGGGUACUGAACAGUGUGGCUAACGAUAGUUUCUAAUGGUAGUGUCUCCUCUCUCCUAGCCGUCGCUACCCCGCUGUUGGGUACAGAACAGUGUGGCUAACGAUAGUUUCUAAUGGUAGUGUCUCCUCUCUCCUAGCCGUCGCUACCCCGCUGUUGGGUACAGAACAGUGUGGCUAACGAUAGUUUCUAAUGGUAGUGUCUCCUCUCUCCUAGCCGUCGCUACCCCGCUGUUGGGUACAGAACAGUGUGGCUAACGAUAGUUUCUAAUGGUAGUGUCUCCUCUCUCCUAGCCGUCGCUACCCCUCUGUUGGGGACUGAACAGUGUGGCUAACGAUAGUUUCUAAUGGUAGUGUCUCCUCUCUCCUAGCUGUCGCUACCCCUCUGUUGGGGACUGAACAGUGUGGCUAACGAUAGUUUCUAAUGGUAGUGUCUCCUCUCUCCUAGCCGUCGCUACCCCUCUGUUGGGUACUGAACAGUGUGGCUAACGAUAGUUUCUAAUGGUAGUGUCUCCUCUCUCCUAGCCGUCGCUACCCACCCCCCGCUGUUGGGUACUGAACAGUGUGGCUAACGAUAGUUUCUAAUGGUAGUGCCUCCUCUCUCCUAGCCGUCGCUACCCCGCUGUUGGGUACUGAACAGUGUGGCUAACGAUAGUUUCUAAUGGUAGUGUCUCCUCUCUCCUAGCCGUCGCUACCCCUCUGUUGGGUACUGAACAGUGUGGCUAACGAUAGUUUCUAAUGGUAGUGUCUCCUCUCUCCUAGGCGUCGCUACCCCCCCCGCUGUUGGGUACUGAACAGUGUGGCUAACGAUAGUUUCUAAUGGUAGUGUCUCCUCUCUCCUAGCCGUCGCUACCCCUCUGUUGGGUACUGAACAGUGUGCCCUUGGUCCCGCCUACUGGUGCCAAAAUGUGAAGACUGCCUCCAUCUGUGGAGCCGUAGUCCACUGCCAGCAGAACGUAUGGAACCAGCCCCAGAUGGUAAGAAUCUAGCCUACUGUCUCUUGUCUAUUGAAGGGGGGAAAUGGUAUAGGUCUUUACCCUGUGUAAAUGGAUGAAUAGUGGGCAUUGUUUAACCUGGCCUUGGUUUUGUUACGCUAAUCAUCUCCCUCCUUCUGUUUCAGAAAUCUGUGCCAUGUGACCUGUGUAAGGAGGUGGUGGUUGUGGUGUACCAGCUGUUGAAAAACAAUGCUACGGAGGUGAGUCAUGGAGGAUGAAUGUGGGGAAAGUUCCCUGUUUUUGUUGUUGCUGAAAACAAAUUCAUGCGCUGCCAAAUAGCAAUUUAACUAUCUUCUAACCAGCGUACACAAUAGUGAUGCAUGUGUGCCACAACUGUUUUCCAGUCCCAGAUGAAUGAGUGCUUAAGAUAGCCCAGCCAUAUCUACAUCAGUCCUCUUGAGUAGUGUAACCCAGUGGUUCUCAAACCUCUCUUUAGGGGAUCCCCAGACCUUUAACAAUGUUGUUGUUGUCCUGAACUAGAUCACAUGAUUCACCUAGUAAAGGGCUUGACGAUUAGUUGAAUCAGGUGCUAGUUCUGGAAUAGUUCCAAAUACAUUUACAUUUUAGUCAUUUAGCAGACGCUCUUAUCCAGAGCGACUUACAGUUAGUGAAUACAUAUAUUUUUAUACUGGCCCCCCGUGGGAAUCGAACCCACAACCCUGGCGUUGCAAACGCCAUGCUCUAUCAACUGAGCUACAUCCCUGCCGGCCAUUCCCUCCCCUACCCUGGACCAAUUGUGCGCCGCCCAUGAGUCUCCCGGUCGCGGCCGGCUGCGACAGAGCCUGGAUUCAAACCAGGAUCUCUAGUGGCACAGUUAGCACUGCGAUGCAGUGCCUUAGACCACUGCGCCACUCAGGAGUCAAAUACAUGGAACUGCUUGGGGUCCCAGAGGAGAGGUUUGAGAACCACUGCUCCACAUAGUGUGUUCUUGAGGCUGUGGUCUUGAGGCUGUGGUCUUGAGGCUGUGGUCUUGAGGCUGUGGUCUUGAGGCUGUGGUCUUGAGGCUGUGGUCACAGUGUGGUCUUGAGGCUGUGGUCUUGAGGCUGUGGUCUUGAGGCUGUGGUCUUGAGGCUGUGGUCUUGAGGCUGUGGUCUUGAGGCUGUGGUCACAGUGUGGUCUUGAGGCUGUGGUCUUGAGGCUGUGGUCUUGAGGCUGUGUUCUUGAGGCUGUGAUGUGCAUGUCCUCUAGGGUGAGAUUCUGGGCUACCUGGAGAAGCUCUGUACCUUGAUCCCUGUCAAGAGCCUGUCUGCGGAGUGUAAGGAGCUGGUGGACAGCUACUACCCCCUCAUCACUGGCAUCAUCACUGCAGAACUGGUACACACACACACAUACACACACACACACACAUACACACACACACAUACACACACACACACAUACACAUACACACACACAUACACACACACACAGACAGAAGGGGUUUAUAGGAAAGUAAGCUGGCCUACACAGAGCGAGAGAGAGAAGUGGUUUGUUGUUCAGAAUCAAUCCAACAUCUUCAUUUUGCUACGCGAUAUGGAAUUGUUUUAAGAAGGUCAUACCAAGGAUCAUUUAGCUAUUUGAUUUGGAAUUUUAAGACCUCUUGAAGGAUCAACAAAAAUGAUUUGAUGAAAAAAUAUAAUUGGCCUUACUGCUAUUAGCCAAUGCAAACACAUUGAAUAACAGAUUCACUACAUGGAACAACAGAUAGUCCCCCCCCAAAAAAAGAAAAUCUAAAGGAAGUUUGUACUGAAGUGUCUGGCCUAUAUCUUCGAGAUAUAAGAACAUUAUUAUAUAUAUUUUUUUUAAUGAUACAUGUAUUUAACCCCUUAUUUUUGGCAGUAAACAGUCUCCGUAUAUACUGUACCUCCAUCAAAUUUUUCAACUGGUACCGGGGUACCUUCAGACGAGUCUUGUGAGGCCUUUGGGCGUCCUAGAGCAUAACAACUGACAUGUUGGUGAGAAUCUCACCUCUGCACAGAGGGGUCAUAUUAGUGUGUAGCCCCAAACUGUUCGGACGCUACAGACAGAAGUUGGCAGAUCGGUUGUACCGACUCCAGACGUGUUCGUGAGUCUCAUCUUUCCAUAGUUUGGAGGCCAAAUUGUUCGGACGCUAAAGACGAUUUUGUGAGAAGACCGGUUUUCGGGACGUCUCAUGGUCUGACAAACACCGCUCUAGCUCUCUCACCUUUCAUCGCAGAUGCGGAAGUGUGACUUAUAAAAAACGGAUAUCUCUAGCUUAAAUUGACAGAUUUUUAUGGGGAUUUAUUAUUAUUAUUAUGCUAAUUAGAUUUCCGCUGUGUUUUCUAGGCCUGGAAAACUUUGGGUAAAUGAUCAAAUCCGAAACGUUUUGGAGAAGUCAUGGAAAUGUAAUAUAAUUUAUGUUCAUGUAAUUUAUUUAGGCACAGUUUUAACAAUAUUUUAUCAAUUAAAAUUAAAAUCGACAUAUCAGCCAGGAUCGGAAUGAUAGCGCAUCUGUUUGCGCGCAUCACCUGCAUAGUGCGAGAGGCGUGGGCGGUUGCUCAAGGAGAGAGAGACAGUCGGACAUUGCAACAGCAGGUAGGCCUAUAAAAUAUGAUCGAGAACAGGUUAACUAGGUAGCCAUUUCAAAACGUAUCUGUACCCUCUAGUCUAACUGUUUAGCUAUUAUUAGCAUGUAUUAAUGGUUUCGUCAUGUCCCAAAAAACUUUCCACCGACACUGGCGAAUUAGGCCAUUGAAAGUUAAUUUAACUUUUUUGAACGAUUCAUACGUUUCAUUUAAAUGAUUAUUUUUGAUGAAACGAACAAUUCACUUUGCCAUUGUAUUAGUUGGGAUUCGGUUCAAUCGUUAUGAAUCAAAUCAUGUGAAUCAAAAUAAUAAUGUGUGAAUCGUGAACAUGAAUUUUAAGAAUAAAUAUUAGAUAUAGCCUUUCUUUUGGAUUAUGUGGCUUCAACCUGUUUUGUAGAUACUUCCAGUUGAUUUGUAUAUUGAAUGAUGUAUGAGACAUUAACUCAAUAGGUGCUAGUCAGCCUGCAAAGUAAACACUUCUACGGUGGCUAAGAUAAAUAUGACUAAACUAGAAAAGGUACAUUUCCUGAAAAUAUGUGGGCUUGCUUCAGCUGAAUAAAAAUAUUUGUAGCCUACCAUAUCCAUUUGAUCUUUUGAUAUAUUGAAUGAGCGAAUUAUUUCAAAAGGUAUAACACACAUUUGGUUGUAAUGUUGCCAUGUUUUACAUCAAGGGUGGUCAACCAUCCUCCAGGAGAGCUAAUGGGUGUGCAGGCUUUUGUUCCAGUCCCCCUCUAACAAACAACAUUUUAGAAAUGAGCUGCUCAACCGGACCUUGAUAAACUCUGAUGUGUUUGAGCAGGGCUUGAUCAAAAGCCUGCACACCCAGCAGCUCUCCAGACUGAGGGGUUAACCACGUGGUGUUUUAUACAGUUGCCUAACAGGUAUUCUACUUUGUUGGGGGUUAAGUGCCUUUCUCGACGACAGAUUGUACAUGGGAUCAGAGAGCAACCUCCCAGUGUCGAUACCACAAUUACUUACUUUUCUUAUACGUACAUAGAGACGCUGCCGAUUUGUCGGUCAUGAAAACGUCAAGUCAUGAAAUUCCAACUGUCAAAAUGUGUAUGAACCCAGUGUAUAAUAACUGGACUGAUAUAGCCGUAACAUUUAGUUUUUAAACAUUCCCAUGACAAAUGUUGAGUGGCGAUUUAAAGCUUAGUGUUAGAAGAUGGUAGACAGCCAAACUGAUGAGCAAAGAUGGACUAGAUGCCCGUUGGCCCUAAUGUAUAUUAUAUAAAAUGACUUUCAUGCAGUCUAGUCCAAGGAACGCAAUGUGUUGUGACUGAAUGGAUAUUAGGUUGGAAAAGUUUGUCACUCCUAAAUAUAACAUUUUGACAAACAACGAGUUAAAGCAAAACUGAGGAUCAUUUGAUGAGAAUUGAGACACUUUACAAUACUAUACAUUGAAUGUUGACACUACAGGACAACUGGCAUAGGGCCAUCUUAGGCAUUAGAAGAGUUGAGCUCUCUCUAGUAAAGGUCAUUUAUUGUCAAGUCAAUGUUGUAUGCCUCCUUAUCAGACUCAAGUUGUCUGUUGUGACACAAGGGGAACACAGUAGAUGUUCUGUGGGGACUACUGAAAGGGAACACAGAUGUUCUGUGGGGGCUGGGGACUAGGGAAGUGGAACACAGUAUAUGUUCUGUGGGGACUAGUAAAGGGGAACACAGUAGAUGUUCUGUGGGGACUAGUAAAGGGGAACACAGUAGAUGUUCUGUGGGGACUAGUAAAGGGGAACACAGUAGAUGUUCUGUGGGGACUAGUAAAGGGGAACACAGUAGAUGUUCUGUGGGGACUAGUAAAGGGGAACACAGUAGAUGUUCUGUGGGGACUAGUAAAGGGGAACACAGUAGAUGUUCUGUGGGGACUAGUGAAGGGGAACACAGUAGAUGUUCUGUGGGGACUAGUAAAGGGGAACACAGUAGAUGUUCUGUGGGGACUAGUAAAGGGGAACACAGUAGAUGUUCUGUGGGGACUAGUAAAGGGGAACACAGUAGAUGUUCUGUGGGGACUAGUAAAGGGGAACACAGUAGAUGUUCUGUGGGGACUAGUAAAGGGGAACACAGUAGAUGUUCUGUGGGGACUAGUAAAGGGGAACACAGUAGAUGUUCUGUGGGGACUAGUAAAGGGGAACACAGUAGAUGUUCUGUGGGGACUAGUAAAGGGGAACACAGUAGAUGUUCUGUGGGGACUAGUAAAGGGGAACACAGUAGAUGUUCUGUGGGGACUAGUAAAGGGGAACACAGUAGAUGUUCUGUGGGGGCUGGGGACUAGUAAAGGGGAACACAGUAGAUGUUCUGUGGGGACUAGUAAAGGGGAACACAGUAGAUGUUCUGUGGGGACUAGUAAAGGGGAACACAGUAGAUGUUCUGUGGGGACUAGUAAAGGGGAACACAGUAGAUGUUCUGUGGGGACUAGUAAAGGGGAACACAGUAGAUGUUCUGUGGGGGCUGGGGACUAGGGAAUGAAAGGCAUUUAGAAGGAUGCCAGCUACAUAUAGAUUAAGCCUGUUCCUGGACUAAAACACACUUUCAAUUGAGAUUCAUUUGAGUCCAGGACUAGGCUUAAUCUGGGUCUGUGAAACUGACCCUGAGAGUUAAUGGUAGUGACUUCAUAGUGGAGUCUCUAGUGAGAUAUACAGAUUGUAGUGACUUAAUAGUGGAGUCUCUAGUGAGAUAUACAGAUUGUAGUGACUUAAUGGUGGAGUCUCUAGUGAGAUACAGAUUGUAGUGACUUAAUGGUGGAGUCUCUAGUGAGAUAUACAGAUUGUAGUGACUUAAUGGUGGAGUCUCUAGUGAGAUAUACAGAUUGUAGUGACUUAAUGGUGGAGUCUCUAGUGAGAUAUACAGAUUGUAGUGACUUAAUGGUGGAGUCUCUAGUGAGAUAUACAGAUUGUAGUGACUUAAUAGUGGAGUCUCUAGUGAGAUAUACAGAUUGUAGUGACUUAAUGGUGGAGUCUCUAGUGAGAUAUACAGAUUGUAGUGACUUAAUGGUGGAGUCUCUAGUGAGAAAUACAGAUUGUAGUGACUUAAUGGUGGAGUCUCUAGUGAGAUAUACAGAUUGUAGUGACUUAAUGGUGGAGUCUCUAGUGAGAUAUACAGGUGGUAGUGACUUAAUGGUGGAGUCUCUAGUGAGAUAUACAGAUUGUAGUGACUUGAUAGUGGAGUCUCUAGUGAGAUAUACAGAUUGUAGUGACUUAAUGGUGGAGUCUCUAGUGAGAUAUACAGAUUGUAGUGACUUAAUGGUGGAGUCUCUAGUGAUAUAUACAGAUUGUAGUGACUUAAUGGUGGAGUCUCUAGUGAGAUAUACAGAUUGUAGUGACUUAAUGGUGGAGUCUCUAGUGAGAUAUACAGAUUGUAGUGACUUAAUGGUGGAGUCUCUAGUGAGAUAUACAGAUUGUAGUGACUUAAUGGUGGAGUCUCUAGUGAGAUAUACAGAUUGUAGUGACUUAAUGGUGGAGUCUCUAGUGAGAUAUACAGAUUGUAGUGACUUGAUAGUGGAGUCUCUAGUGAGAUAUACAGAUUGUAGUGACUUGAUAGUGGAGUCGCUAGUGAGAUAUACAGAUUGUAGUGACUUAAUGGUGGAGUCUCUAGUGAGAUAUACAGAUUGUAGUGACUUAAUAGUGGAGUCUCUAGUGAGAUAUACAGAUUGUAGUGACUUAAUGGUGGAGUCUCUAGUGAGAUAUACAGAUUUUAGUGACUUAAUGGUGGAGUCUCUAGUGAGAUAUACAGAUUGUAGUGACUUGAUAGUGGAGUCUCUAGUGAGAUAUACAGAUUGUAGUGACUUAAUAGUGGAGUCUCUAGUGAGAUAUACAGAUUUUAGUGACUUAAUGGUGGAGUCUCUAGUGAGAUAUACAGAUUGUAGUGACUUGAUAGUGGAGUCUCUAGUGAGAUAUACAGAUUGUAGUCACUUAAUGGUGGAGUCUCUAGUGAGAUAUACAGAUUGUAGUCACUUAAUGGUGGAGUCUCUAGUGAGAUAUACAGAUUGUAGUGACUUAAUGGUGGAGUCUCUAGUGAGAUAUACAGAUUGUAGUGACUUAAUGGUGGUGUCUCUAGUGAGAUAUACAGAUUGUAGUGACUUAAUGGUGGAGUCUCUAGUGAGAUAUACAGAUUGUAGUGACUUAAUGGUGGAGUCUCUAGUGAGAUAUACAGAUUGUAGUGACUUAAUGGUGGAGUCUCUAGUGAGAUAUACAGAUUGAAGUGACUUAAUGGUGGAGUCUCUAGUGAGAUAUACAGAUUGUAGUGACUUAAUGGUGGAGUCUCUAGUGAGGUAUACAGAUUGUAGUGACUUAAUGGUGGAGUCUCUAGUGAGAUAUACAGAUUGUAGUGACUUAAUGGUGGAGUCUCUAGUGAGAUAUACAGAUUGUAGUGACUUAAUGGUGGAGUCUCUAGUGAGAUAUACAGAUUGUAGUGACUUAAUGGUGGAGUCUCUAGUGAGAUAUACAGAUUGUAGUGACUUAAUGGUGGAGUCUCUAGUGAGAUAUACAGAUUGUAGUGACUUAAUGGUGGAGUCUCUAGUGAGAUAUACAGAUUGUAGUGACUUAAUGGUGGAGUCUCUAGUGAGAUAUACAGAUUGUAGUGACUUAAUGGUGGAGUCUCUAGUGAGAUAUACAGAUUGUAGUGACUUAAUGGUGGAGUCUCUAGUGAGGUAUACAGAUUGUAGUGACUUAAUGGUGGAGUCUCUAGUGAGAUAUAUACAGAUUGUAGUGACUUAAUGGUGGAGUCUCUAGUGAGAUAUACAGAUUGUAGUGACUUAAUGGUGGAGUCUCUAGUGAGAUAUACAGAUUGUAGUGACUUAAUGGUGGAGUCUCUAGUGAGAUAUACAGAUUGUAGUGACUUAAUGGUGGAGUCUCUAGUGAGAUAUACAGAUUGUAGUGACUUAAUGGUGGAGUCUCUAGUGAGAUAUACAGAUUGUAGUGACUUAAUGGUGGAGUCUCUAGUGAGAUAUACAGAUUGUAGUGACUUAAUGGUGGAGUCUCUAGUGAGAUAUACAGAUUGUAGUGACUUAAUGGUGGAGUCUCUAGUGAGAUAUACAGAUUGUAGUGACUUAAUGGUGGAGUCUCUAGUGAGAUAUACAGAUUGAAGUGACUUAAUGGUGGAGUCUCUAGUGAGAUAUACAGAUUGAAGUGACUUAAUGGUGGAGUCUCUAGUGAGAUAUACAGAUUGAAGUGACUUAAUGGUGGAGUCUCUAGUGAGAUAUACAGAUUGUAGUGACUUAAUGGUGGAGUCUCUAGUGAGAUAUACAGAUUGUAGUGACUUAAUGGUGGAGUCUCUAGUGAGAUAUACAGAUUGUAGUGACUUAAUGGUGGAGUCUCUAGUGAGAUAUACAGAUUGUAGUGACUUAAUGGUGGAGUCUCUAGUGAGAUAUACAGAUUGUAGUGACUUAAUGGUGGAGUCUCUAGUGAGAUAUACAGAUUGUAGUGACUUAAUGGUGGAGUCUCUAGUGAGAUAUACAGAUUGUAGUGACUUAAUGGUGGAGUCUCUAGUGAGAUAUACAGAUUGAAGUGACUUAAUGGUGGAGUCUCUAGUGAGAUAUACAGAUUGUAGUGACUUAAUGGUGGAGUCUCUAGUGAGAUAUACAGAUUGUAGUGACUUAAUGGUGGAGUCUCUAGUGAGAUAUACAGGUGGUAGUGACUUAAUGGUGGAGUCUCUAGUGAGAUAUACAGAUUGUAGUGACUUGAUAGUGGAGUCUCUAGUGAGAUAUACAGAUUGUAGUGACUUAAUGGUGGAGUCUCUAGUGAGAUAUACAGAUUGUAGUGACUUAAUGGUGGAGUCUCUAGUGAUAUAUACAGAUUGUAGUGACUUAAUGGUGGAGUCUCUAGUGAGAUAUACAGAUUGUAGUGACUUAAUGGUGGAGUCUCUAGUGAGAUAUACAGAUUGUAGUGACUUAAUGGUGGAGUCUCUAGUGAGAUAUACAGAUUGAAGUGACUUAAUGGUGGAGUCUCUAGUGAGAUAUACAGAUUGUAGUGACUUAAUGGUGGAGUCUCUAGUGAGAUAUACAGAUUGUAGUGACUUAAUAGUGGAGUCUCUAGUGAGAUAUACAGAUUGUAGUGACUUAAUGGUGGAGUCUCUAGUGAGAUAUACAGAUUUUAGUGACUUAAUGGUGGAGUCUCUAGUGAGAUAUACAGAUUGUAGUGACUUGAUAGUGGAGUCUCUAGUGAGAUAUACAGAUUGUAGUGACUUAAUAGUGGAGUCUCUAGUGAGAUAUACAGAUUUUAGUGACUUAAUGGUGGAGUCUCUAGUGAGAUAUACAGAUUGUAGUGACUUGAUAGUGGAGUCUCUAGUGAGAUAUACAGAUUGUAGUCACUUAAUGGUGGAGUCUCUAGUGAGAUAUACAGAUUGUAGUCACUUAAUGGUGGAGUCUCUAGUGAGAUAUACAGAUUGUAGUCACUUAAUGGUGGAGUCUCUAGUGAGAUAUACAGAUUGUAGUGACUUAAUGGUGGAGUCUCUAGUGAGAUAUACAGAUUGUAGUGACUUAAUGGUGGUGUCUCUAGUGAGAUAUACAGAUUGUAGUGACUUAAUGGUGGAGUCUCUAGUGAGAUAUACAGAUUGUAGUGACUUAAUGGUGGGAGUCUCUAGUGAGAUAUACAGAUUGUAGUGACUUAAUGGUGGAGUCUCUAGUGAGAUAUACAGAUUGUAGUGACUUAAUGGUGGAGUCUCUAGUGAGGUAUACAGAUUGUAGUGACUUAAUGGUGGAGUCUCUAGUGAGAUAUACAGAUUGUAGUGACUUAAUGGUGGAGUCUCUAGUGAGAUAUACAGAUUGUAGUGACUUAAUGGUGGAGUCUCUAGUGAGAUAUACAGAUUGUAGUGACUUAAUGGUGGAGUCUCUAGUGAGAUAUACAGAUUGUAGUGACUUAAUGGUGGAGUCUCUAGUGAGAUAUACAGAUUGUAGUGACUUAAUGGUGGAGUCUCUAGUGAGAUAUACAGAUUGUAGUGACUUAAUGGUGGAGUCUCUAGUGAGAUAUACAGAUUGUAGUGACUUAAUGGUGGAGUCUCUAGUGAGAUAUACAGAUUGUAGUGACUUAAUGGUGGAGUCUCUAGUGAGAUAUACAGAUUGAAGUGACUUAAUGGUGGAGUCUCUAGUGAGAUAUACAGAUUGUAGUGACUUAAUGGUGGAGUCUCUAGUGAGAUAUACAGAUUGUAGUGACUUAAUGGUGGAGUCUCUAGUGAGAUAUACAGAUUGUAGUGACUUAAUGGUGGAGUCUCUAGUGAGAUAUAUACAGAUUGUAGUGACUUAAUGGUGGAGUCUCUAGUGAGAUAUAUACAGAUUGUAGUGACUUAAUGGUGGAGUCUCUAGUGAGAUAUACAGAUUGUAGUGACUUAAUGGUGGGAGUCUCUAGUGAGAUAUACAGAUUGUAGUGACUUAAUGGUGGAGUCUCUAGUGAGAUAUACAGAUUGUAGUGACUUAAUGGUGGAGUCUCUAGUGAGAUAUACAGAUUGUAGUGACUUAAUGGUGGAGUCUCUAGUGAGAUAUACAGAUUGUAGUGACUUAAUGGUGGAGUCUCUAGUGAGAUAUACAGAUUGUAGUGACUUAAUGGUGGAGUCUCUAGUGAGAUAUACAGAUUGUAGUGACUUAAUGGUGGAGUCUCUAGUGAGAUAUAUACAGAUUGUAGUGACUUAAUGGUGGAGUCUCUAGUGAGAUAUAUACAGAUUGUAGUGACUUAAUGGUGGAGUCUCUAGUGAGAUAUACAGAUUGUAGUGACUUAAUGGUGGAGUCUCUAGUGAGAUAUACAGAUUGUAGUGACUUAAUGGUGGAGUCUCUAGUGAGAUAUACAGAUUGUAGUGACUUAAUGGUGGAGUCUCUAGUGAGAUAUACAGAUUGUAGUGACUUAAUGGUGGAGUCUCUAGUGAGAUAUACAGAUUGUAGUGACUUAAUGGUGGAGUCUCUAGUGAGAUAUACAGAUUGUAGUGACUUAAUGGUGGAGUCUCUAGUGAGAUAUACAGAUUGUAGUGACUUAAUGGUGGAGUCUCUAGUGAGAUAUAUACAGAUUGUAGUGACUUAAUGGUGGAGUCUCUAGUGAGAUAUAUACAGAUUGUAGUGACUUAAUGGUGGAGUCUCUAGUGAGAUAUACAGAUUGAAGUGACUUAAUGGUGGAGUCUCUAGUGAGAUAUACAGAUUGUAGUGACUUAAUGGUGGAGUCUCUAGUGAGAUAUACAGAUUGUAGUGACUUAAUGGUGGAGUCUCUAGUGAGAUAUACAGAUUGUAGUGACUUAAUGGUGGAGUCUCUAGUGAGAUAUACAGAUUGUAGUGACUUAAUGGUGGAGUCUCUAGUGAGAUAUACAGAUUGUAGUGACUUAAUGGUGGAGUCUCUAGUGAGAUAUACAGAUUGAAGUGACUUAAUGGUGGAGUCUCUAGUGAGAUAUACAGAUUGUAGUGACUUAAUGGUGGAGUCUCUAGUGAGAUAUACAGAUUGUAGUGACUUAAUGGUGGAGUCUCUAGUGAGAUAUACAGAUUGUAGUGACUUAAUGGUGGAGUCUCUAGUGAGAUAUACAGAUUGUAGUGACUUAAUGGUGGAGUCUCUAGUGAGAUAUAUACAGAUUGUAGUGACUUAAUGGUGGAGUCUCUAGUGAGAUAUACAGAUUGUAGUGACUUAAUGGUGGAGUCUCUAGUGAGAUAUACAGAUUGUAGUGACUUAAUGGUGGAGUCUCUAGUGAGAUAUACAGAUUGUAGUGACUUAAUGGUGGAGUCUCUAGUGAGAUAUAUACAGAUUGAAGUGACUUAAGUCCGAUGUCUCUGGGUUUCAGGAGAACCCCCAGGUGGUGUGUGGUGCCAUUGGCCUGUGUGAUUCCCAGCAGGCAGCUCUGGGCAGACUCCAGUCUCAGAUCCAAUCCAAACAGAUCCCCCAGCUCACGUCCAAUGAGAUCCCUCAGGAAGACCUGGCCCAGAGGGUCGCCCCCUUCCUCCUCAACGUCCCUGGGCUCCUCUACCCCCAGGCCCAGGAGAACACCAAGCAGGGGGUCCCUAAACAGGUACGCCAGUCGUCAUAGAAUUUGGGGGUCUAGGAUUGGGUUUCUGUAAAGCAAUUGUUAAAAAGGGCUUUAAAAAUACAUUAGAUUUAGAAUUUACUCAGGUGUCCAGCAUAGCUGCAACAUAGGUUGUGUUCAGUAAGGCACAAAGUACCAAAUCUUUUUGCAACGGAAAACUGAAAUCUGUCUUCUUAUUGAACAAAUUCUGGCUGUACUUUCCCAUUCCAAACCGUCAUUUCACUACUGAACACCACCCAGUACCAACUUUAAACUUAUCACUGAUUCAUAUUGGUAUGUGUGUAGAGGUAACUGCUACUCCUCAUUCACUAGUGAAUGUCUUCUGUCCCCUGUAGGAGAGUGGAGACGUGUGUGAGGACUGUGUGAAGUUCAUCACAGACUUCCAGGACGAGGCUAAGAGCAACUCCACCUACGUCAACUCUCUGAUCGAACGGAUCGAGAGCCAGUGUGACCUGCUGGGACCUGGAAUCUCUGACCUGGUGAGAGGACUACUUAGUUAUCUAAUUAGUAGUUAGUGAGAGGACUGGGUUUUAUAACAAGUUUGGUGGAGUGAUUUAUUUUUGAGUAAUCCAGCAAUAGCCAUAAUCUAAUUUAAGGAGGUUGUGAAGUUCGUACCCUAGAUGCUAGCUGAUUUAAUGCACUAGCUGGUUUAUUUGACCCUGUUGGUCAUCUAUGAACGUUAGAAGAUCAUGAAGAACGAUCUGGCCUUAAAUGGCCAUGUACUCUUAUAAUCUCCACCCGACUGGCCACCCCUCAGAGCCUGGUUCCUCUCUAGGUUUCUUCCUAGGUCUCUGCCUUUCUAGGGAGUUUUUCCUAGCCACCGUGCUUCUACAUCUGCAUUGCUUGCUGUUUGGGGUUUUAGGCUGGGUUUCUGUAUAGCACUUUGAUAUCUGCUGCUGUUAAAAGGGCUUUAUAAAUACAUUUGAUUGACCAACAAAUACUUUCAAUCUAUGAAGCUAGAAGAUUGUUUUCCACUGACUUUGUUUCUGACUGUUUUUUGCCUCCUGUGUUUCAGUGCAAGCAGUACGUCAGCCAGUACGCUCCUCUCAUCGCCCUGCAGCUCAUGUCCAUGGUUAGUCACCUCAUUGUCUUCUACCUUCAAGGUCACGUCCCAAAUGGCUCCCUAUAUAGUGCACCACUUUUGGCUUUCAGCCCCCCAAACAGGAGGGUUUUCUUUUUGUAAUGUAAUUGUAAUCAAUGAAUCUGCACAGUGUUGCCUGACAAAUACUUAACAGGUUUAUACAUGGGUGAAAUGAACCAGCAUGUGUAUGAUAAUGUCAUAAUACAUUUAGUGUUUAUUUAUAUAUAUAUAUAUCCAGACUCCUCCUACAGCACCUCCUACCGCUGAUUUCUUCCAUCAUUAAACACUUUUUUUUUUUCUCCUUCCUCCUUCCUCCCUCUUUCCUUUUCCCCCUCUUCCCUCCCUCUCCCCUCUUUCCCCCUCCUCCUCUCUCCCCCCCCCCCCUUUUUUUUUUCCCCCUCCUGCCCCCCUCCCCCCUUUUUUCUCUCUCCUCCCCCCUCCUUUUUCCCCCCCCUUCCCCUCCCUCUCCUCUUCCUCCCCUCCCCUGGGCCCCCCCCCCCCCCCCCCCCCCCCCCCCCCCCCCCCCCCGGGGGGGCCCCCCCCGGCCCCCCCCCCCCCCCCCCCAAAAAAAAGGGGGGGCCCCCCCCCCGGGGGGGGGGGGGGCCCCCCCCCCCCCCCCCCCCCCCCCCCCCCCCCCCCCCCCCCCCCCCCCCUUUUUUUUUUUUUUUUUUUUCCCCCCUUUCCCCCCCUUCCCCCCCCCCCCCCCUUCCCCUUCCCCCUUUUCCCCCCCCCUCCCCCCCCUUUCCUCCCCCCCGCCCCCCUUUUUUUUCCCCCCUUCCCUUUUUUCCUUUUUUCCCCCAAAAAUUUUUCCCCCUUUCCCCCCCCCCUCCUUUUUUUCCCCCCCCUUUCUUUUCCCCCCCCUUUUUUUUUAAAAAAAAAAAAAAAAAAACCCCCCCCCCGGGCCCCUCCCCCCCCCCUCCGGCCCCCCUUUUUUUUUUCCCCUUUCCUCCCCCCCCCUUUCUCCCCCUUUUUUCCCCCCCCCUUUUUUUUUUUUCCCUCCCCCCCCCCCCCCCCCCCCCUUUUUCCCCCUUUCUCCCCCCCCCCCCCCCCUUUUUCCCCCCCCUUCUCUUUUCCCCCUGCCCUUUUCUCCAAAACCCCCUUUCUUUUUUUUCCCCCCCUUUUUUUUCUUUUUUCCCCCCUUUUUUUUUCCCCCCCCCCCCCCCUCCCUUUUUCCCUCCUCUUCUCCUGCUCUCUCUCUUCUCCUGGGGUUGCUAUGGGUCUCUAGGAACAGGUAGGUCUCUCUCGCUCUGUGUUCAGUCUCUUACCCUUUUAGGCUGUAGCCACACAGAGACUGGGAUGAAAUCCUAUUAUGCAUUCAGCAUUGUCCAAUUUUGUCCUGCAAAAAGGCUGACAUAUUGAGCGUUUUUUUUUUUGACGGACAAUCAUCUCCGUUGUCCAUCUGUCAACUGAUGACUACCAUUGUAAAAAGAUCUGGAAUUUUCUGACAAUCUGUCUGCCCACAGCCUGAGGCUCUGUUUCUGUAUUGUCUUUCUACUAGUGCUACUCACUUUAAAUACUCACCUUUUACUGUUCUAGAACUGCAUCACAAUGUUUCUCUGUUUUGUGCCGAAUGCAAAUACCUAGGCAAGUCGAGCUUUUUUUGUAAAACAUAUUUGAUGUGUGUGUCGUGAUACUAGACUGCAGAUUGGUCCGUGCAACCCUCUCCAUUUUGUCCACUGGGUUUGGGCGGUAUACCGGGGUUUGGGCGGUAUACCGGGGUAUUUGGAAAAAGCCACGGGAUGGUUUUUCAAUACCACCAAUACUGUUGAAACAAUUUCUUUGACUCUUUAAAAAAAUAUAUAUAUAUUUGUUUUAAUUUUUUAAGUAAAUACUGUACCUGCUGUCAACUUGUGCAAUGCGUUAGGAGAUAAAGCAGAUCGCGUUCUUCAUUUCACCUGUCACAUCAUUUUACAUUAGGAAACCGUAGUUCCCCAGAACAGUUGAGCCAGUCAGGUGUUUGUUGGUAAACAGCACAACAGGGGACAGUGGUAGCAGGUGAGUCCAGCUGUGUAUUUACAGGGGUCGCGUUUUAUAUUGAAAGUCAAUAUACCAUAGUUUUCCUUCACAAAAAAGGCAUUAGUGAAGCACAUUCGGCAGAAAAUGGCUUCAUUUUCUUCAGAUGACAGCAGAAAUGCAACGCUAUUUGGCUGGCAGCCUCAAGUAAAUGAGCUUACAAUGAAAAAGCAAGGUAUUUUUUGCAAAAACAAUGCAUGGCCAUCAUAUUUCUAAUGUUUAGGCCUAUCAUAGAAAGAAUGUAGCCAGCUGCAUGUUCUAAUGUUUUGCUUAAAGUUAAUCUUGCAUUUUUACCGGAGAAAAGUAGACUGACUACACUGAGAAAAGUACCGGAGAAAAAGAGUACUGUCUGCUGAUAGAACGGCCGUUCAUGAAUUGUCACCCGAGUUUAAAAGUGCAACAGAAGCACAACAUUAGUCUGAUGCCGAGCAGAAAUUACAAUGUGAAGCAUUUUAGAUCUGUGUUUACAAAACGAAGCAAGAGAUUUCUUAUGCGUUUCUUUUUUUUUUUCUCCUGCGUGAAACGCAGAAUUCUGCGUUAACACGACCCUUAAGUUUAACUCGAUAUCUAAGUAAGUGGCUGAAUUGAUAAGGUCACGUGGCAUCAUAUCGUGUUCGCUUUCUGCUGUGUUUGAGAAGCCAAAGCCCUUUUGGAUGAGUGAUCUGUACAGCUGCCACUGUAGCUUGAUUUCCUUGUGUUUUCUUUCUCCUUUCUGUUCUGGGUCUGUUUGCUCCGCCCCCAUCUUCUCCGAGGAGAGCAGGCAGGCCGGUUGCCCUAGCGACUCCACACAGUACUGUUCUUCCUUAAGACAAGCAUGCGUCAACUUUGUUCAUUUGCACGAUGUCUCCCAUUCACUUGUAAAUGUCCAAACUCACCAAAAAUGACAUUCGGGAAGCUCCUACCUGUAUAUGUAGAACUUUAUGAGCUGGACUGCCUUUUCUUUGCAAUUCGUUUAUUUUCUUUUGCGCUCGUUAGCAUAUUAAGCUAGCAGCCUCCAUGGAAAUUCACUAUUACUUGUGCUAAUUUUGUUAGCGUUCUGCUAAUAGACGUCCAAUCCUAAAAUGAAUGAUUCACUACCAAUGUUAUAGUUUCUUAAUGCUUCAUUAGUGUCUGGAACCAUCUGAUCCCUAUGCAUGAGAAUCAUCUACCUGUGACAUGGGCUUCUGGAUUAGACAGUAUACUGAACCUAUUGUGUGGGUUUGAAAUUGAUUGCAUGAGGAAAUGUAUAGCAUGGAUCUGUCUCUGAGACUAUGGUGCAGUGGACUGUGCACGUUGUACACAUGCAUCAUCCUGACGGCAUGUGAUGCAACAUGGACACAUUCAUACCAUACCACAGAAACUAACUGUCCAUUCUGACAUUCUCCCCACUCAGAAACCUAAAGAUAUCUGUGCCCGCGCUGGCUUCUGCUCUGCAGAGGUGAAGAGCUCUGUCCCCAUGAUGAAGCUGGUGGCUGCCAAGGCAAUCCCCGCUGUCAAACUGGUCCCUGCCACUAAGAUGGAGGCUCUCAAGCCCGCCAAGGUAACCUACUUGUACCAGAGGCACUGGAACUGCACAACUGUACCUUCACUUUCUUUCUUCCACAUGAAAUACAUUUACAUUUAAAUACAAAGACAUUUCCAUACACAUAAAAAGUGAUAUAAUCACACUGACCAUGUGUUUGUAAAGUAGUUAUGACGUUGGUAUGUUUACUAUUGUCAAGUUGCGUCAAUUCAAAUCUGGUAUUAGGAACAAAAAGAGGUCAAUACACGUCUUCUAAAAUAGACUAGUAUUUUAAUUAAUGCAAACACUUGAAUGGUAAAUACACUGCUCAAAAAAAUAAAGGGAACACUAAAAUAACACAUCCUAGAUCUGAAUGAAUGAAAUAAUCUUGUUAAAUACUUUUUUCUUUACAUAGUUGAAUGUGCUGACAACAAAAUCACACAAAAAUUAUCAAUGGAAAUCAAAUUUAUCAACCCAUGGAGGUCUGGAUUUGGAGUCACCCUCAAAAUUACAGUGGAAAACCACACUACAGGCUGAUCCAACUUUGAUGUAAUGUCCUUAAAACAAGUCAAAAUGAGGCUCAGUAGUGUGUGUGUGGCCUCCACGUGCCUGUAUGACCUCCCUACAACGCCUGGGCAUGCUCCUGAUGAGGUGGCGGAUGGUCUCCUGAGGGAUCUCCUCCCAGACCUGGACUAAAGCAUCCGCUAAUUCCUGGACAGUCUGGUGCAACGUGGCGUUGGUGGAUGGAGCGAGACAUGAUGUCCCAGAUGUGCUCAAUUGGAUUCAGGUCUGGGGAACGGGCGGGCCAGUCCAUAGCAUCAAUGCCUUCCUCUUGCAGGAACUGCUGACACACUCCAGCCACAUGAGGUCUAGCAUUGUCUUGCAUUAGGAGGAACCCAGGGCCAACCGCACCAGCAUAUGGUCUCACAAGGGGUCUGAGGAUCUCAUCUUGGAACCUAAUGGCAGUCAGGCUACCUCUGGCGAGCACAUGGAGGGCUGUGCGGCCCCCCAAAGAAAUGCCACCCCACACCAUGACUGACCCACCGCCAAACCGGUCAUGCUGGAGGAUGUUGCAGGCAGCAGAAUGUUCUCCACGGCGUCUCCAGACUCUGUCACGUCUGUCACGUGCUCAGUGUGAACCUGCUUUCAUCUGUGAAGGGCACAGUGCGCCAGUGGCGAAUUUGCUAAUCUUGGUGUUCUCUGGCAAAUGCCAAACGUCCUGCACGGUGUUGGGCUGUAAGCACAACCCCCACCUGUGGACAUCGGGCCCUCAUACCACCCUCAUGGAGUCUGUUUCUGACCGUUUGAGCAGACACAUGCACAUUUGUGGCCUGCUGGAGGUCAUUUUGCAGGGCUCUGGCAGUGCUCCUCCUGCUCCUCCUUGCACAAAGGCGGAGGUAGCAGUCCUGCUGCUGGGUUGUUGCCCUCCUACGGCCUCCUCCACGUCUCCUGAUGUACUUGCCUGUCUUCUGGUAGCGCCUCCAUGCUCUGGACACUACGCUGACAGACACAGCAAACCUUCUUCCCACAGCUCGCAUUGAUGUGCCAUCCUGGAUGAGCUGCACUACCUGAGCCACUUGUGUGGGUUGUAGACUCCAUCUCAUGCUACCACUAGAGUGAAAGCACUGCCAGCAUUCAAAAGUGACCAAAACAUCAGCCAGGAAGCAUAGGAACUGAGAAGUGGUCUGUGGUCACCAACUGCAAAACCAGUCCUUUAUUGGGGGUGUCUUGCUAAUUGCCUAUAAUUUCCACCUGUUUAUUCCAUUUGCACAACAGCAUGUGAAAUGUAUUGUCAAUCAGUGUUGCUUCCUAAGUGGACAGUUUGAUUUCACAGAAGUGUGAUUGACUUGGAGUUACAUUGUGUUAUUUAAGUGUUCCCUUUAUUUCUUUGAGCAGUGUAUGAUGUUCGUAUAUACGGGCCCACUGAAACACCACGCAGGGCAGUCAGAGAACUAACUUUUUCAACCCAAGGUUCUCUUUAAUACUUUGACAGAGAUAGUUCCUGCUCCAGGCUGGGCCUGUCAGAGUAGAGGCUGGGUGUGGUUUAAACUUACCCAACCUAUCGUUGGCGCUUCACUGUUGCCAGGCGUUAGUUGUUUCUGUAGCAGUACACAUGUCCUUGAGCGGUUUAACAAAGAGGCAGUGUUUGUGUGUGAGUCACAAGUCUAUCUCAGCCUACCCCCUAACGGUUCCUCACAUUAAUCACAGCUUGUUAUGUUAAACAAUCUAUAUCAGUACAGCACAAACCUAUUAUGUUUAAUCAUUAAUGUAUUAUUUCUAAGCUAGGCAUCACAUCUAGUUGUAAGAGAAUAGAUCCCCACACUAUUCUAGAACAUGGUUCAUGCCCCAGAAUGCACUGUGUUAUGAGGGUACUACUACUACUGUCCUUAGCUAGCUAGUUAACCUCUUCUUCUCUCUGUAGAACAUGGUGCGUGCCCGUGGCUCCCCCCAAUGUGUCGUAUGUGAGUUCAUAAUAAAGGAGGUGGAGAGCAUGCUGGGGCAUAAGAAGACUGAGGUAGGUCACCUGACCGGUUGCUCAUGAGUUACGACCUUCUAUAAAACACUUGACGAUGUGGUAAAGGGUUUCAUGUUCAAACAACAGGAGUGGAGGUGCUACUCUCGGUCUGAUGGUCCCAUGACCAAAACAUCACUCUGUUUUGUAAUGGGGUUACAAUAAAUAAUAUUGAUCAUGAUAAAAAGCACUAUAUAAAUGAAUGCGAUUGCUCUCCACCUCUGGCAUAUGCUGGAUCAUCAACACAUUUUCAGUUUGAAUAUUGCCGCCUAAAAAGCCACAGUAAUCCAGACAAAAGGAGCUAUUUGCGGCUUCUCCGUAACAUUUUAAUGUUCAUUCAAAUUAGUUCAACUGAAAUUGUUAUUAAGUGACAUGUUGGCUGUGACUUGAGGGUUCUAAAAACGAUUAUUCUGUCUGAAUGUACACAAGGUUUUACCCCCCCCCCCCCCCCCCCCCCCCCCGAGGCCAAGUGGGCUUGUUUGUCCUGUGUGUCAAGGAUGAACAAGAAUUUAGUCCAAUGCAUCUCGUCUCUGCAUCCUGAGGCCACACAUUACUCUGACCCUGUGUGAUGGUGGCAUGCGUAUUACCGUGCAAGCAGCAGUGGAUAUUGUUUCACUCUGUAGCGGUAUUGUUAGAGCAGGGGUGUCAAACUCAUUUUAGCUCAGGGGCCACAUGGAGGAAAAUCUAUUCCCAAGUGGGCCGGACCGGGAAAAUCAUGGUAUAUAUAUAACUUAGAAAACAAUCUGAAGUUGUUGUUUUUUUGUUUUAAUACGAUCAACAUACAACAUAAAGCUGGAGCCUGAGGACAGUGUGUCCAAAUUAGUACAAGCACAACAUCACUAUUAAUCAUAAAACACGUCAAGUUUAUUUGAAAAUUCUAAAGAAAAAGAACACACAAACACACAAUGCCUCAGUGAUUAACAGAACUGUUUCACAGAUCACAGAACUAUAUCAGGGUGUCAUUUCUCAGGCAGAAAUGUAGAUAAAAAUAAUGAAAUCCUGUUCCCCAAACAAGUGCAAGAACCACAGAGUCAAGAAUAGGUUAAAUAUACAAAUAAAAUAAAAACAAUUAAAAACAAUAGCACAUCAACAUAAAAACAUAUAAACAUAAAGCUGGAGCCUGAGGACAGUGUCCAAAAGCACAACAUCACUAUUAAUCAUAAAACACCUCAAGUUAUUUGAAAGUUCUGAGGACAAAGAACACACAAACACACAAUGCCUCAGUGAUUAACAGAACUGUUUCACAUAUCACAGAACUAUAUCAGGGUGUCAUUUCUCAGGCAGAAAUGUAGAUAAAAAUAAUGAAAUCCUGUUCCCCAAACAAGUGCAAGAACCACAGAGUCAAGAAUAGGUUAAAUAUACAAAUAAAAUAAAAUCAAUUAAAAACAAUAGCACAUCAACAUAAAAACAUAUAAACAUAAAUCUGAAAGUGUUGCUCAAACUCCCGUAACAGUCCCGUUAUUUUAUCUUUGAACCGCUUCAUGUCUGCCACAUGUUGGGUCGCGCACACAUUUUUCAGACAGGGGAAGUGAGCUGCAUCACCACCGGCAAGUUGCGUCUCCCACAAUGACAGCUUCAACUUGAAAGAACGUAUGCUGUCAUAAUACUGCGUGACAACUUUGUUGCGCCCUUGCAGCUGUUUGUUCAAGUUAUUCAGGUGCUCUGUAACAUCCACCAUAAAUGCAAGGUCCUGCAUCCAUUCUGCGGAAUGAAAUUCUAACACUGGUUUGCCCUUUUCUUCCAUGAACUGUUCAAUUUCUUCUCGUAAAUCAAAGAAACGCCACAGCACAGCACCUCGGCUUAACCAUCUUACCUCAGUGUGGUAUGGCAGGCCAUAGAUGUGGUCUUUCUCUCUGAGAAGGCUGUCAAACUGACAGUGAUUCAGGCUUCUGGAUCGGAUUAAAUUAACAGUUUGGAUGACCACCUUCAUGACGUUAUCCAUCUUUAAUGACUUGCAACACAAAGCCUCCUGGUGCAGUGAAAAGUCAAAAAAUCACGUCCUCCAUUUGCAGAUUGCACUUUCUCUCUGAACUUUGUCACAACGCCUGCUUUUUUUCCCGAUCAUUGAGGGCGCACCAUCUGUAGUCAGGCUGACAGCGCGGGACCAGUCCACUCCGACCCUGUCCAGCGCGCCAACGAGUGCGGUAAAAAUAUCAGCUGCUGUCGUUGUAUCUGUCAUCGGCACCAACUCCACGAACUCCUCGGUGACGGUCAAUGUGUCAUCAACUCCACGGAUGAAAAUGGCCAGUUGUGCAACAUCUGUAAUGUCCGUGCUUUCAUCAAUUGCAACCGAAAACGCAAUAAAUGACUACUUUUUGCUUCAACUAGCUGUCCAAAUACACUGAAAGAUCGGAAAUCCUGUCUGCAACUGUGUUUCUUGUCAGGCUGAUAUUUGCAAAAGCCUGCCGCUUUUCAGGGCACACAAUCUCCGUUGCCUUCAUCAUGCAUGUUUUUACAAAUUCACCCUCACUAAAUGGUUUUGAAGCCACUGCGAUUUCAUUAGCAAUGAGGUAGCUAGCUUUCACUGCAGCGUCACUGAUGUCUCGGCUGUGAGUAAACACAGACUGCUGUUUCUUCAGAUCCGCCAACAGUUCAUUCACCUUCUCUCAUCUCCGCUGUCCUUGAAAGUUGUCAUAUUUGUCGGCAUGAAUACUCACAUAGUGGCGACGAAGGUUAUAUUCUUUCAGCACUGCAACAUGCUCUGAACACACCAAACAUACAGCUUUCCCAUUCAAUUCCGUGAAUAAAUAGGAUGACCAUUUUUCUUGGAACACUCUGCACUCUGCGUCCACUUUUCUCUUUUUUGACAGAGACAUAUUGGGGCAAUGAGGGUGCCAAAGCACAUAAUGUUAAAAGUAGAAGCCGUAAUAAAUAUCGCGGGCAAAACAAAGUAGCUCAUUGGCUGCACGUGCUUGACCUACUUGCUCUGCCCCGGUAUAAACAGUUUGCUUGCUUAACACAAUUGCUAUUGCGCCAUCCAGUGGACGCAAUUGGAACAGCAGUUUAUUUUAUUGAAAAAUUGCAGCGCAUUUUUAUACUUUACAAAAAAAAAUUGUCUUUUUUAAAAAGUUAUUAAAUUUAUUUUUUUAAUCAUCUCGCGGACCGGAUUAAACCCGUUUGCGGGCCUGAUCCGGCCCACGGGCCGGAGGUUUGACACCCCUGUGUUAGAGGGUAAAGAAAAUGAUUUUUAUUCGGGUGCCAGGCAGGUAUUAACCCUGCCGAAAGGAAAAGGGUAAGAUAGAUCCAGACCCGCUACCAGACACACAGCAGCAGAAGAGACUGCCGACAGCAGGGCUGCCCAACCCUGUUCCUGGAGAGAUACCCUCCUGUAGGUUUUAACUCCAACCCUGUUCCUGGAGAGAUACCCUCCUGUAGGUUUUAACUCCAACCCUGUUCCUGGAGAGAUACCCUCCUGUAGGUUUUUGCAAAGGCCUUAAAAAUGUCCCAAAUCUUCUCGGCCAAAUGUCAAUAGUACCACACCAAAUCUAUACAGUUCAAACAACAAUAAACAACACGCAACCUCCCUUUAACUAAAAUGUCAACCCCAAUACAUCUACCAGGGCCAUAAUAGUCCAGCCACACUGAACAUCAGCGAGCGCAUUGGAAAAAGAGUGCUGCACUGGAACGAUAGAGGGAAAAUGAGUGUAAGAGAGAGAAAGGGGUCUUAGGUGUUGACUUCAGGCUUUGCAGUUGCAGCUGUUGACUUCAGGCUUUGCAGUUGCAGCUGUUGACUUCAGGCUUGCAGUUGCACCUGUUGACUCCAGGCUUGUAGUUGCACCUGUUGACUUCAGGCUUGCAGUUGCACCUGUUGACUUCAGGCUUGCAGUUGCACCUGUUGACUUCAGGCUUGCAGUUGCACCUGUUGACUUCAGGCUUUGCCCCAGUAACCGGAGAGAGUUGUACUGGCUGACUGUCCGUCGGAUACACCUGAUGGUUUGUUGUUUUGUUUGUCAAAGCUUCACAACAAAGUAUAUGUGAUCAUUUCAUUUUAGCGAAACACAUCACUGCGAGGCGUGGCUCCAAAUGGAGCAAUAACCGUAUGGAAGACUCAUACAAGGAGGGUUAGGGGGAAGGUGUUGUGGGAGAUGAUUGGUUGGUAGAUUAAGCCAAUGCCUAUGCACCAAGAGUUUCUUUCUGUUUGCUAAUGAAAGCCAAGUUUGACAUUUGCAUUUGACGUUGGCAUUUGGGCAGAAGUGUCUGGGAACAAGAUUAGGUCAUGCCUAACUGACCUCUGUGCUCUUCCACUCCCCCCCUCAGCAAGAGGUGGUGCAUGCUUUGGAGAAGGUGUGCUCCGUGCUGCCCUCCUCCCUGUCGGCCCAGUGUAAGGCCCUGAUUGAGACCUACGGCCAGGACAUCAUUGAUCUGCUGGUGCAGGAGGCCGACCCCAAGACUAUCUGCACCGUGCUGGGGCUCUGCCAGGACGCCAGCCGCGCCUUCAUCCGUGAGUAGAGGGUGUGUGUGUGUGUGGAAAAGUCUAGAAGGGGGGCGUGUGUGUGAUCAUCCAUCCUGUGUGUGUUUGAGAUGCAUGGGACAGGCCCUGUUGGCUGUUUUUUAAUGCAUCCAGAUUAGAGAACGACCGAUAUGGAUUUUAUUUUUUGGGCCGAUACCGAUUUUUGGGGGGUCAAGGAGGCCGAUGGCCGAUAUUCAAUACCAUUAAACUAGAAAAGGCCAAUAUUGGCUCUGCCGAUUUAUUGGUCGUGAUCCAAUCCAGAUGAAGUUAGAUAAUCCUGUUGACUCCUCCUUGUUCCUCCAUCCCUCAGCGGUGUUGGACCGGUCCCAGGUCGAGGCGGGCGGCUUCUGUGACGUGUGUAAGAUGGCUGUGCGUUACAUCGAUGGGAUCCUGGAACAGAACGCCACAGAGGCUCAGAUUGAAGACGCAGUCCGGAAAGCCUGCAGCUUUGUCCCAGAGGGCAUCAGGAGCAAGGUGAGGAUUGAUGACAUCUACUUGUGUUGCACUUUAUGAGGAAACAUUUUUAUUAUCGUUAGUAGAUUACACUGUUUCCUGAAUCCUGUUACUGCAACCUUAGACGAAGAAGAAGAAUGGAUAUUGGAUAGUAACUGCUCAACUAUUAAUGUUUUUUUUUGGUGUGACUGUUAACCACUCUGUCUCCUCCAGUGUGACCAGCUGGUUGAGCUGUAUGAGCCUAUGCUGGUUCAGCUACUGCUGCAGGUGCUGGACCCUGACUUUGUCUGCAUGGUGAGCACUGGAAUACAUAGAGGAGGAAUAUAUUUUAAUAUAGAAAAAAGGUGUCAGAAGGAUGGUGAUGAUAUGAUGAGGGGGAAAAACAUAUAUGGAAAAAAAUCUAGUGUCCAAGGAGUUAAUAAAGAUAAAUUUAGUUAACUGACUUGCCUGGUUGAAUGACGAAUUCAGUUAACUGACUUGCCUGGUUGAAUGACGAAUUCAGUUAACUGACUUGCCUGGUUGAAUGACGAAUUCAGUUAACUGACUUGCCUGUUUGAAUGAAGAAUUCAGUUAACUGACUUGCCUGGUUGAAUGAAGAAUUCAGUUAACUGACUUGCCUGGUUGAAUGAAGAAUUCAGUUAACUGACUUGCCUGAUUGAAUGAAGAAUUCAGUUAACUGACUUGCCUGGUUGAAUGAAGAAUUCAGUUAACUGACUUGCCUGAUUGAAUGAAGAAUUCAGUUAACUGACUUGCCUGGUUGAAUGAAGAAUUCAGUUAACUGACUUGCCUGGUUGAAUGAAGAAUUCAGUUAACUGGACUUGCCUGGUUGAAUGAAGAAUUCAGUUAACUGACUUGCCUGGUUGAAUGAAGAAUUCAGUUAACUGACUUGCCUGGUUGAAUGAAGAAUUCAGUUAACUGACUUGCCUGGUUGAAUGAAGAAUUCAGUUAACUGACUUGCCUGGUUGAAUGAAGAAUUCAGUUAACUGACUUGCCUGGUUGAAUGAAGAAUUCAGUUAACUGACUUGCCUGGUUGAAUGAAGGGUAUAUGAAUGCUUGUGUCUGUGUUUGUCCUGGAUUACAGAAGGUGGGGGUGUGUCCCGAGGCAGUGCAAAGUCUUCUGGGUAUGGAGCAGUGUAGCUGGGGACCUGCCUUCUGGUGCAAGAACAUGGACGCAGCAAAACGCUGCAACGUGAGUACUCAACACAGUCUGCACUGCACCAUGGACUGUUCCUGUGCACGCUGUCCGUCUUAUAGUAGCACAACCGCAUUGGUCAACGUUUCAUUCCAGGGUUCCCUUGGAAAAAUAGAUUCUCAUUGCAGCUCACCUGGUUAAAUGAAUGCAAUGCAAAAUUCCUGAUUUUAUGAAACUGUAAUUUCCGGCCGUGCAUUAUGACUGGCCGAGAAGCACGGCUCAUCCAGGUCUGUUCUGGAAAUCUUGUGACGAAAGUACUCCCUGAGUAUCACAGACAAGAUAUCUUAUCUAAAGGACAAACUAGCCCCUAGGGAUGGCCUAUUUCUGUCUGACCUGUUGUCUGUUGUCUGUGUUCUCUCCCAGGCGGUGGCACACUGCAAGCGUCACGUGUGGGAGUAG
Molecule: messenger RNA, 33590 nt
Organism: Coregonus sp. 'balchen'
Lineage: Eukaryota; Metazoa; Chordata; Actinopteri; Salmoniformes; Salmonidae
Source: the annotation of a GenBank genome assembly